AUGGGUUUUGACAUUUACGUAAACCAAAUGCAAAAACAAAAUACAUGUAAAAUGUUGUUGUUGCAGAACUGCCACCACCUUGUAUGAAUACGCCUUGGAAUGAGCAAAGAGUUGAAUGUCAAAAUUAGCUUGGUUUUUUUCAGACAACAAAAAAUAUUGUAGAUAUUUGCAGUGAACGAUAUAGAAAAUAUUUUGUUGAGAAAAUUAAUUAAACGAAAAAAUAAUAAUAAAAUGAUUCUCUGUGGAAAUGUAUUUUUGGAUGAAUUGAAGGAUACAUUUAUUCUAUGUUGUGUAUUGUGCAAAAAGAAAUCUCGGCGUUACAAUGAUUUUACAAGUCACGUAAAAGCAAAGCAUAAAGAGCUCAAUGAAAAGGGAGCCACACCAUCGCGGCAGAUUGUAAAAAAAAUUAAAGAUGAAGACGACAGUGAUGACGAUGAAGACGAAGGCCAAGACGAGAGUGAAGAACAAAAGCCAGAAGUUGAAGUUAAGGAUGAGAUGGAUGUUGAUCCACACGAAGAGUUUAUUGAUGAUAUUAAAUAUGACGUUCAGGAAAUUGAGCCUUUUAUUGACCCUAUUUUGGCUUUAGAGGAAAAGGAAAGUGCAGACGCAACAGAUGUAUUGGAAGCUUUAGAUUCAGAUGUAAAAGAUGAAGAUUAUGUUGCUGAUGAACUAGAUAAUGAUGAUUCUGAUGAUGAAGACUAUCGUGAUGAGGACAAUGAUAAUGCCGCUGAUUCCGAGACGGAUGAUAACGAACUUCCAAUAUCCACAGACAAAUUCACGCCAACAUUCUAUCGUAAAAAACGGCAUGUAAACGAUUUCAUUGAAUUGUACAAAAGUCAACCUGUUCUGUGGGAUAUUAAUGAUCCUUUAUUUGAAAAUCCGAAAGCACAAAAAGAUGCCGAACAGGCCAUUAUAAACGGCAUGCAGAAGUUCAAUAUAUUCCUGAAGCCAACUGGAUUGAGAUCCGCAAUAAAUCAGAUACACAAAUAUUGUGUCAUAAUUAAAUCUGAUUUGGACAAUGGUGAUACCAAAAAAGUUACGUCUAUUGCAAAAGGUUAUUAUGAAAAAUGUGAUUUUCUAAAAGAUCUGCUCGCUAAAAAGGCCAUACCAGAAGGAGAUAAACAGAACAAACCACUCAUACUUGAUAAAUGGGACGAUACUACGUGUAAAUUUAUUGACAUAUAUGCAAAAUUUCAAUUACUCUACGAUGGAGAGCACCCAUUAUAUGGGAAAUAUGAGGAUAAACAGAGGGCCAUAACUGAUAUACGCAACGCUCUGCUCACUCAACAUGAAAUAGAUUUCAAUGAGGAACUUGUAUCGAAUGCUAUAGAUCAAUUACAAUCUUGGUAUUAUUUAACAAAACGGCAAAAACAUAAGAAUAAAGAUGAUGCCAAACUUGCCAAGAGUUGCGAAAACUAUUUACAAAUGUGCAAAUUUUUGCCGGAGAAGCGAUUAAAAGUGAAGAUUGUGUGUAGCAUUUGCAAUAAAAAUUUUUAUACGGAACAUAAUUUCAAAUAUCACUUAACGAAAGUCCAUCAAGUGGGAGAUUUUUCAUUUCAAUGCGAUCUGUGUGGAAAAAAACUUAUUUCGAAGUCUGCUUUACAAUGUCACGCUCAAAGGGUUCACUCUGAAAAGAAAUAUCCGUGUGUAUUUUGUGGAAAAUUAUUUGCCAUACCUUCUGAAUUGAGGAUCCACACACUGGUGCACACUGCUGAAAAGCCACAUGUUUGUGAAUUGUGCGGCAAAGGUUUUAGAUUGCGAAAUAAUUUAGGCCUUCAUGUUACACGUAUGCAUACCAAGAUACGUGCCUUCAAAUGCACCAUGUGUCCCAAAGAUUUUCUGAAAAACUGCGAUCUAAAGGAUCACAUAAAAACUCAUUUAAAUAUACGUGAUAAAAUCUGUGAAACGUGCGGUAAAGGUUUUACCAAUUGUCAUUCUCUAAUACGACAUCGUCAAAUACACUCAGAGGUUAAAAAAUUUGCCUGUAAACUCUGUGAUGCAAAAUUUCAUCAAUUUGUUGGACUUAAUGGUCAUAUGAAACGUACCCAUAAUAUAGUAAAAAAAGACACAAACAAUUAAAAUUACAAUUGUACAUGUAAAAAACAUACACUUAAAUAUAGAAUAACUUAUGUGUAUAUACACAUAACAAUUUUAAUAUAUUUUUAAUUUAUAACUUUAGAAAUUUAUUCGGUGAUUUUCCCAAGAAGAUUUUAAAGAACAUGAGUAUACUUGUUGUAUAUUAUAAAUAUUAAUCAUACGCCUAGAUUAUAAAUGAAAGAACGAAAAUGUCUCUUCAUGAGGGGUCAUUACAAAUAGCUACAGUCAUAAA
Lucilia cuprina (Australian sheep blowfly) is the source of this 2329-nucleotide messenger RNA. Its product is annotated as zinc finger protein 678-like. Gene Ontology annotation, biological process: regulation of transcription by RNA polymerase II. The record is from RefSeq and is a predicted model, not a curated record. The transcript has 4 exons. Gene Ontology annotation, molecular function: DNA-binding transcription factor activity, RNA polymerase II-specific; RNA polymerase II cis-regulatory region sequence-specific DNA binding. Gene Ontology annotation, cellular component: nucleus. Lineage: Eukaryota; Metazoa; Arthropoda; Insecta; Diptera; Calliphoridae. Bases 232 to 2079 code for a protein of 615 amino acids.